Messenger RNA from Haliotis rufescens (red abalone), 5103 nucleotides. RefSeq lists its product as uncharacterized. The coding region runs from base 1971 to 4535 and encodes 854 amino acids. The transcript has 2 exons. Lineage: Eukaryota; Metazoa; Mollusca; Gastropoda; Lepetellida; Haliotidae. The record is from RefSeq and is a predicted model, not a curated record.
ACUAUACAAUAAACUGGAACAAACCUCAGGUUUUUCAACCACUAUUCUCUCCCCCUCACACACAUCCACAAACACCCCACCCCUCCAACACACAGCCCUUUAGCUCCAGAACAUUUAACAUUAACGGUCGGUCCCUUUACGUUUGACUUCUGUUUGUAGGAUCUAAUCUCCAAGUGGCCGAGAUGUUGGCGUGUGUUCUGCUGAUAGGAAUGCUCCUCGUGGCUCUCAGGACUUUUACCACCAUGAUCUUAAACCAACGACGUCCUCAUCGUGUAGCUGUCCAAGAGACAAUGCAAACGUCCCAGCCCCAUGGUCAGCUGGUCUGUGGGUGACUGGGGGGUCAGACUGAAGUGACCCCUGUACUCAGCUGACCACUGGGGAAGUUCUGGAAUGACCUGCACCUUGUUGGAAUGCAUGGACUGGUUAGGACAUGGCCAUUGGGAGAUCUUUCAAUACUUAACCAUGAACUUUUGUUUAGUAUGCAAUUUGCGUACCAGUUGUAUCUGCUGAUUACUAAUACCUUUCAUGAACUUGUCACAAUCCCAUAAAUGUAUUUCACAUGUCCUCUGAAACCUCUAGGUUCAUGCAAAUGAACCUUUUUAAUAUCGAUCUCUGAACUGUUCUCACAAGAUUUUGUCUAUUAGAUGUCGGCAAAUGGGUUUCCUGAAAAUAUUUUAAGAAUUGUCGCCAUGGUAGCGAUAUGGAAUUAUCAUUUUAACCACAAGUCAUGUGUAUCAUGUAUGUGCCUAUACAGGAUAUGCUUCACGGGUAUCAGUCUUUGUUACCGUCAUAAUGUAUGUGGUGUGUAAGGGGGACAUAUGUUAUUUUUGGCGUAUUGAGUGUCUGUAUUUCCUUUCCUAUGUUGCGGAAAUACAUUGCCAUACGAAAAUGAAAAAUGACCAGACUAAGGCCGUAGACUCGAAUAACCAUUAACUGGACAAGGAAAUCACCACUGAAUAGGGACAGUUGCAUCUCCGAUGGUAUAUUGUUUUUCCAAGACCUUCAGGAAAUGCCCAAAGGGAGCUAGUCUUGAAUAAAAUAGAAAGAUUCUCGACCGGUCAAAAAUAAGACAUCAAAUCAAAAACUGCAAGGUGAGAAUUCCCAUCGUCUUUGGAAAGUGCGAUUCUGUCCUUUAACCAAAAUAAAUAAUCGGGAGAAAAUAUUUUAGUGCAAUACUAAAGAUACGAAUACAAAUUUGUGCACAGACAUUUCACCGAGAGAUCUGUUAAGGGUGAAACUGGAACAUGUAUUCUGUGAACUAGAGGCUGGCUGAAGACGUGAUGCAUGUAUAUUUUGAAUGUAAACAUGUUAGCUCAUGUAACUCAGUUGGUAAUAACAAAUCUUUAAGAUGGAUCAAGUUCAAGUUUAGUUUGAUCUUUUCUGGACGCUCCUGAAAAUAACCCACGGAUGUACUUGUUUUAAAUGCAACCAAGGAUGAAAUAUUUCAGUCUACUAUGAACCUAUUUCAAACGGACGCUAUUAUUUUUCAGACUUUAUUCACGAAAGUAAAUUAUUCAUAUUUUCAUCCGAGAAACAUUACAAUGUAGUUCAUGUGUGUUUAAUGUGUCAAAACGUGUAUGGGAUUUAUAGCUUCAUGUCCUUAGUUUUAGUGCUGUACCCUGCUUCAGACGACGUAUGGAGACGUGUCUUUAUACUAUAUGCUUACCGUUUUCUUGUGCAACCAAGUGAAUGAAUGCUACCUUGUGCUGUAAUUAUUCAUAUCCUGGCAGACUGUAUACAAGCGAAUCUCAGGCAACCGAGUGUGCGAAUGUUACCUUUUGUCGCAGUCGGGUACAUCAUGGGAGCCUGUAUAUAAGCGAGUGUCAGGCAACCGAGUGAAUGAAUGUUACCUUGUGUCGCAGUCGGGUACAUCAUGGCAGCCUGUAUAUAAGCGAGUGCCAGGCAACCGAGUGAAUGAAUGUUACCUUGUAUCGCAGUCGGGUACAUCAUGGCAGCCUGUAUAUAAGCGAAUGUCAGGCAACCGAGUGAAUGAAUGUUACCUUUUGUCGCGGUCGGGUACAUCAUGGGAGCCUGUAUAUAAGCGAGUGCCAGGCAACCGAGUGAAUGAAUGUUACCUUUUGUCGCAGUCAGGUACAUCAUGGCAGCCUGUAUAUAAGCGAGUGCCAGGCAACCGAGUGAAUGAAUGUUACCUUGUGUCGCAGUCAGGUACAUCAUGGCAGCCUGUAUAUAAGCGAGUGCCAGGCAACCGAGUGAAUGAAUGUUACCUUGUGUCGCAGUCGGGUACAUCAUGGCAGCCUGUAUAUAAGCGAGUGCCAGGCAACCGAGUGAAUGAAUGUUACCUUGUGUCGCAGUCGGGUACAUCAUGGCAGCCUGUAUAUAAGCGAGUGCCAGGCAACCGAGUGAAUGAAUGUUACCUUGUGUCGCAGUCGGGUACAUCAUGGCAGCCUGUAUAUAAGCGAAUGUCAGGCAACCGAGUGAAUGAAUGUUACCUUGUGUCGCAGUCGGGUACAUCAUGGGAGCCUGUAUAUAAGCGAGUGCCAGGCAACCGAGUGAAUGAAUGUUACCUUGUGUCGCAGUCGGGUACAUCAUGGCAGCCUGUAUAUAAGCGAGUGCCAGGCAACCGAGUGAAUGAAUGUUACCUUGUAUCGCAGUCGGGUACAUCAUGGCAGCCUGUAUAUAAGCGAGUGCCAGGCAACCGAGUGAAUGAAUGUUACCUUGUGUCGCAGUCGGGUACAUCAUGGCAGCCUGUAUAUAAGCGAGUGCCAGGCAACCGAGUGAAUGAAUGUUACCUUGUGUCGCAGUCGGGUACAUCAUGGCAGCCUGUAUAUAAGCGAGUGCCAGGCAACCGAGUGAAUGAAUGUUACCUUGUGUCGCAGUCGGGUACAUCAUGGGAGCCUGUAUAUAAGCGAGUGCCAGGCAACCGAGUGAAUGAAUGUUACCUUGUGUCGCAGUCGGGUACAUCAUGGAAGCCUGUAUAUAAGCGAAUAUCAGGCAACCGAGUGAAUGAAUGUUACCUUGUGUCGCAGUCGGGUACAUCAUGGCAGCCUGUAUAUAAGCGAAUAUCAGGCAACCGAGUGAAUGAAUGUUACCUUGUGUCGCAGUCGGGUACAUCAUGGGAGCCUGUAUAUAAGCGAGUGCCGGGCAACCGAGUGAAUGAAUGUUACCUUGUGUCGCAGUCAGGUACAUCAUGGCAGCCUGUAUAUAAGCGAGUGCCAGGCAACCGAGUGAAUGAAUGUUACCUUGUGUCGCAGUCGGGUACAUCAUGGGAGCCUGUAUAUAAGCGAGUGCCGGGCAACCGAGUGAAUGAAUGUUACCUUGUGUCGCAGUCAGGUACAUCAUGGGAGCCUGUAUAUAAGCGAGUGCCAGGCAACCGAGUGAAUGAAUGUUACCUUGUGUCGCAGUCGGGUACAUCAUGGGAGCCUGUAUAUAAGCGAAUAUCAGGCAACCGAGUGAAUGAAUGUUACCUUGUGUCGCAGUCGGGUACAUCAUGGCAGCCUGUAUAUAAGCGAGUGCCAGGCAACCGAGUGAAUGAAUGUUACCUUGUGUCGCAGUCGGGUACAUCAUGGCAGCCUGUAUAUAAGCGAGUGCCAGGCAACCGAGUGAAUGAAUGUUACCUUGUGUCGCAGUCGGGUACAUCAUGGGAGCCUGUAUAUAAGCGAAUAUCAGGCAACCGAGUGAAUGAAUGUUACCUUGUGUCGCAGUCGGGUACAUCAUGGCAGCCUGUAUAUAAGCGAGUGCCGGGCAACCGAGUGAAUGAAUGUUACCUUGUGUCGCAGUCGGGUACAUCAUGGCAGCCUGUAUAUAAGCGAGUGCCAGGCAACCGAGUGAAUGAAUGUUACCUUGUGUCGCAGUCGGGUACAUCAUGGCAGCCUGUAUAUAAGCGAGUGCCAGGCAACCGAGUGAAUGAAUGUUACCUUGUGUCGCAGUCAGGUACAUCAUGGCAGCCUGUAUAUAAGCGAAUGUCAGGCAACCGAGUGAAUGAAUGUUACCUUGUGUCGCAGUCAGGUACAUCAUGGCAGCCUGUAUAUAAGCGAGUGCCGGGCAACCGAGUGAGCGAAUGUUACCUUGUGUCGCAGUCAGGUACAUCAUGGCAGCCUGUAUAUAAGCGAGUGUCAGGCAACCGAGUGAAUGAAUGUUACCUUGUGUCGCAGUCAGGUACAUCAUGGCAGCCUGUAUAUAAGCGAGUGCCAGGCAACCGAGUGAAUGAAUGUUACCUUGUGUCGCAGUCAGGUACAUCAUGGCAGCCUGUAUAUAAGCGAGUGCCAGGCAACCGAGUGAAUGAAUGUUACCUUGUGUCGCAGUCGGGUACAUCAUGGCAGCCUGUAUAUAAGCGAGUGCCAGGCAACCGAGUGAAUGAAUGUUACCUUGUGUCGCAGUCAGGUACAUCAUGGCAGCCUGUAUAUAAGCGAGUGCCAGGCAACCGAGUGAAUGAAUGUUACCUUGUGUCGCAGUCGGGUACAUCAUGGCAGCCUGUAUAUAAGCGAAUGUCAGGCAACCGAGUGAAUGAAUGUUACCUUUUGUCGCGGUCGGGUACAUCAUGGGAGCCUGUAUAUAAGCGAGUGCCAGGCAACUGAGUGAAUGAAUGUUACCUUUUGUCGCAGUCAGGUACAUCAUGGCAGCCUGUAUAUAAGCGAGUGCCAGGCAACCGAGUGAAUGAAUGUUACCUUGUGUCGCAGUCAGGUACAUCAUGGCAGCCUGUAUAUAAGCGAGUGCCAGGCAACCGAGUGAAUGAAUGUUACCUUGUGUCGCAGUCAGGUACAUCAUGGCAGCCUGUAUAUAAGCGAGUGCCAGGCAACCGAGUGAAUGAAUGUUACCUUGUAUCGCAGUCGGGUACAUCAUGGCAGCCUGUAUAUAAGCGAAUGUCAGGCAACCGAGUGAAUGAAUGUUACCUUGUGUCGCAGUCGGGUACAUCAUGGCAGCCUGUAUAUAAGCGAGUGCCGGGCAACCGAGUGAAUGAAUGUUACCUUGUGUCGCAGUCGGGUACAUCAUGGCAGCCUGUAUAUAAGCGAAUGUCAGGCAACCGAGUGAAUGAAUGUUACCUUGUGUCGCAGUCGGGUACAUCAUGGGAGCCUGUAUAUAAGCGAGUGCCAGGCAACCGAGUGAAUGAAUGUUACCUUGUGUCGCAGUCGGGUACAUCAUGGC